GACAUGAUCGUACAUCAUACCCAUUUAUAAGCGUUAUGCCUGCCCAAGCAAAAUAAAGUGUACUUUAAUACAUGUCCGCGUCGAAAGAAAAUCACUAUACUAGUAGUUGAUGUACUAUAGCUGCGCUAAUAAUUGGCUUAACUUCUCAAGAUUGCACCAUGGCAAUGCUAAGGAUGACUGUGUUCAUUAUUCUUGUAGCUUUCGUCUACAAUUAUUAUCGAUCAAAAAACAAAAACAGAUUGGCUGUACUUGAAGGCGUUCCUGACGACGAGUAUGAUUACGUCAUCAUUGGUGCAGGAUCGGCAGGUUCCGUACUAGCCGCGAGACUUUCCGAAGAUAAACACUCAAAAGUGCUCCUGAUUGAAGCUGGUGGGCACUAUGAUGAAAGUGAAAAUUUCCAUAUUCCGCUUCUUUGGACCCUUUCUCAAAAGACUAAAUACGACUGGGAAUUCUACACUGAGCCACAGACUCAGUCUUCACAAGGUCUCAAGGAUAAACGCGCGUUUUGGCCACGUGGAAAAGUUCUCGGUGGAACAAGCGUUCUAAACGCUAUGCAGUAUACGCGAGGCAGUCCCUUUGACUUUGACGAAUGGGAGGCUGCCGGUUGUGAGGGAUGGGGCUAUGAAGAUGUUCUGCCAUACUUUCUAAAGGCUGAGGAUAUACAAAUAACGGAGUUAGAAACAUCUAAAUAUCACAGCAAAGGUGGUCCUUUGGCAGUUUCAAAUGGACACAUAACACCUCUAACGGAUGUGUUCACAAGAGCCGGCCAAGAACUAGGAUAUAACGUAACUGAUUACAACGGAGAAGAUCAGGAAGGUUUUAGCAUAGUUCAAAAGACGAUUAGAAAUGGGGUCCGUAGUAGUACUGGCCUAGAAUAUCUAGGUAGAGCCAAUGGAAGACAAAAUCUGCAUAUUUCAACAAACACUUUAGCUACUAAAAUUGAAGUUAUAAAUAAGCGAGCUGUUGGAGUUUUCUAUAUAAAAGACAGCAAGAAAAGAUACGUAAAAGCCAGAAAAGAAAUAAUCUUAUCAGCGGGAGCUGUAAACUCGCCACACUUACUUAUGCUGUCGGGAAUUGGUCCCGAAAAACAUCUAAAAGAGAUGAAUAUACCGCUGGUUGCUAAUUUGCCAGUUGGGGAAAACUACAGGAUCAUGAAAUGGUGUUUUU
This is a messenger RNA of Ruditapes philippinarum (Manila clam), 1167 nucleotides long. Its product is annotated as glucose dehydrogenase [FAD, quinone]-like. The annotation marks the transcript as partial. The transcript has 2 exons. Gene Ontology annotation, molecular function: oxidoreductase activity, acting on CH-OH group of donors; flavin adenine dinucleotide binding. The record is from RefSeq and is a predicted model, not a curated record. NCBI's taxonomy places the organism in Eukaryota, Metazoa, Mollusca, Bivalvia, Venerida, Veneridae.